AUGGAGUAAUAGGAUAAUUGCUUUAAUAAUCUGGAAGAUUUAAUGAAAUCUAACUUGAAAGUUCUAACUCAUAUUGACUUACAGUUAAAAAAUUUUACUCUUAGUAAUGAAUAAGUUACUUAGCUUAACACUUCUUUAGUAUAAUGUGAAAAAUUAGAAUCUUUGAUAUUAAAUCUUAACAAAGAAAAUAUUUCAGAUGAUUAGAUAAGUUAAAUAUUUGCUAAAUACUCUUACUUAAAGGAUUUUAUUGAAACUAAUAAUAAGAGCAAUGAUUAAAUAUAUGCUCAAAUUUUGUCUUUAGAAAGUAACUUUAACUUACAAUUUAAAGCUUGUAAAGAACCUAGAUUAAAUGAAAUUUAAGAUUAAGGAAAUAUUCUAUUAGAAGAAACUAUGAGCAAUCUCACUAAUCUCAAAAGUUUACAGCUAAAUUUAGAUGGAAAUUAGAUUGAAUAUGGAGGUGCAGUUUAGAUUUGCACAGUAUUACAUAGAUGCAAAGCACUUACUAACUUAAAUUUGUAGCUUUGGAAAAAUAAAAUGGGUGAUAGAUAGAUAGAGAGUAUUGCUGAAGGUAUUAAUAUUUGUACUAAUCUGAUAACCUUAACUUUAAACGCAUCUGCAAAUUUAUUUGGAAAAGAAGGUGCAUUUUCAAUUAGUAAAGCAUUAGGUAGUUGUUGUAGAAUGUUGACCCAUCUAGAUAUUAACCUCUCCAAAAAUGAAAUAGGAGAUGAAGGAGUAUCUGCUAUUUGUAUUGUACUAGGUAGCUGUAAAUUACUUAUGAAUCUAAAAUUUGAGCUUUCUAACAGUUAAAUUGGAGAUGAAGGAGCAUAUUCUUUUGGAAAAGCAUUAAGUAGCUAUAAGUCACUUAUUAAUUUAAAAUUUUCGCUUAGGGAAAAUAAAAUCAGUGAUGAAGGAGCAUAAAAUAUUGGAUUAGGCUUGAGUAACUGUACUCAACUUACAAGUUUAACUUUUGACAUAACGAAAAAUAAAAUCGGUGAUAUAGGAGCAUAAAAUAUUGGAUUAGGCUUGAGUAACUGCACUUAACUUACAAGUUUAACAUUUAGCAUAGCUUAAAAUUAAAUUGGAGAUUAUGGAGUUUCUACUAUUGGUACAGCACUUGGUAACUGCAAAUUCCUAACUAAUCUCCACUUUUAGAUUUGGGAUAAUAAAAUCGGUGAUGAAGGAGCAUAGAAAAUUGGAUUAGGUUUGAGUAACUGCACUUAACUUACAAAUUUAGUAUUUGGCAUGUCUAAUAAUUAAAUUGGGGAUGAUGGAGCUUCUAGUAUCGGUAAAGCACUUGGUAGCUGCAAAUUCCUAACUAAUCUCACCUUUUCGAUUUGGGAUAAUAAAGUUGGUGAUGAAGGAGUAUAAAAUAUUGCAUUAGAAUUGAGUAACUGCACAUAACUUACAUAGUUAUUUUUUUAACCAGAUAAUAAUAAUAAGUUUCUAAAAUCCAGUCAAAUAAUCAAUUGUAAAAAUAUAAAGUUAUUAAAAUUGCAUGGAUAUGUAAAAACAGAAGACAAAAGAUUAGCUUAAAAAAUAAAAAGAUUAGUUAAAUUAAUUGUAGAUUGAAUUAACUUGAAUUAAAAAUUAAAUUUUAAUUAUUAACAGCAUCGUACGUAAAUUUAACAAAAAAAAUUGGAUAAAAAAGUUGUAAAAUAAUUUUUUUUUAUCUUUUAAUUUGAUUUUCUGAAA
This is a messenger RNA of Tetrahymena thermophila SB210, 1692 nucleotides long. RefSeq names its product translation initiation factor eIF-5A family protein. The transcript has 19 exons. The record is from RefSeq and is a predicted model, not a curated record. Gene Ontology annotation, cellular component: nucleus; cytosol; perinuclear region of cytoplasm. NCBI's taxonomy places the organism in Eukaryota, Ciliophora, Oligohymenophorea, Hymenostomatida, Tetrahymenidae. Gene Ontology annotation, molecular function: GTPase activator activity; small GTPase binding. Gene Ontology annotation, biological process: activation of GTPase activity; nucleocytoplasmic transport.